Messenger RNA from Asparagus officinalis (garden asparagus), 1077 nucleotides. RefSeq names its product small heat shock protein C2. Lineage: Eukaryota; Viridiplantae; Streptophyta; Magnoliopsida; Asparagales; Asparagaceae. The record is from RefSeq and is a predicted model, not a curated record. The coding region runs from base 38 to 817 and encodes 259 amino acids. The transcript has 6 exons. Gene Ontology annotation, biological process: response to salt stress; protein complex oligomerization; protein folding.
UAUUUCUCUCGGUUAUUGAAACUUUUUUUUGAGUGAAAUGGAUCAUCCUAUUGCGGGAAGGAGAGUGAGCAGAAUCAUGGGUCACGUGACUUCCCUAGAUGAAGAGCUCUCUUCACCCAAUUCACAUCUCUUACCAAUGAAUUGCAGUAGCACUCUAAACUCUUUUGUCCCACGACGUGAUAACACACUGUUUUUUGCACGCCAAGGUUCUGCUUCUCAAGCUUAUUUCAUGCAACAAGCUUCCAUUAAACAGAACUCAAAUCGCAGUAAUUGUCCCUCAAAGAAUGUAAAUUCUUGUUAUCAGUAUUCAGAAAAACCGUCAUUCUCUAGACAGGCUCAAACAAGUUGCAAUUUACCAACUUUAAAAGAUGGAAAUUGUGCGAAAGAGAAUUCUGCACCAAUUUCAACUGAAGCUCCUAAAUUUGCUAGACCUUACACUGAAACGAUCGAUAAAUCACAGUUCUGUUCCAAUCGAACAAAUCAGGUUUCUCUCUGUAAAGACAUGGAGUGGUCUCCUCGGAUUGAUGUUGCUGAAUCUGGUAACGGUUAUGUGGUGACAGUUGAACUUCCAGGUGUUAGUAUAAUGGAUAUCAGAGUGGAGAUAGAUGACCAGAAAUUAAUUGUGACGGGUAAGCGUGCAAGGCAACAGUUGGGAGUGGCAAAUGGAACUGACAAUCAAACCGUAAAAUAUCAUCGCAGAGAGAUUUUGCAAGGCCCAUAUCGAGUUUUUUGGCCACUGCCAAACAAUGUGAACAAGGAUGCAGUCUCAGCUGAUUUUAUCAAUGGGUUUCUGAAAAUAAAUCUCCCGAAACUCUGAGAAGUUCAAGCGCCACAUGUGAGUCUGCUCAUAGUCUGGUAUGUAAUACAUCAGUGCCUUUAUGUGCACAUAUGUAGUGUAUAUCCAAUUAAAAUAUAGAUUUGCAAUUCAACAAUUACUUAUGAACAGAGGUAUAUCAAGAAUGCAAAUAAAAAAUGUACCUGAAGUUUGUAAAGUAGAAGCAAGAUAUUAUGUACACUUUGCAGCAGAUAAAUAUUGUUAUUUUGAGACUGUUGCAGAUUUUACGGACAAAGUAUUGG